This is a messenger RNA of Myotis davidii, 1084 nucleotides long. RefSeq names its product MPV17 mitochondrial membrane protein-like (gene MPV17L). Gene Ontology annotation, cellular component: membrane; cytoplasm. NCBI's taxonomy places the organism in Eukaryota, Metazoa, Chordata, Mammalia, Chiroptera, Vespertilionidae. The coding region runs from base 16 to 336 and encodes 106 amino acids. The record is from RefSeq and is a predicted model, not a curated record. The transcript is spliced from 4 exons.
AUUCAGCCCAUAACAAUGGGAUUGGCAAAUGGAGGAACAGUCUACAAAAUAACCAGUAUGAGUAUUCUCCAAGGAAAGGAUGACAUAUUUUUGGACCUGAAACAGAAAUUCUGGAAUACAUAUAAGACUGGUCUGAUGUACUGGCCUUUUGUACAGCUUACCAACUUCAGCCUUGUUCCUAUUCAGUGGAGAACAGCUUACACGGGACUGUAUGGUUUUCUGUGGGCCACCUUCCUUUGCUAUUCACAACAGAGUGGCGAUGGCACAUUGACAUCAGUUUUCACAUUCCUUCAUCAAAAGAAGGCCAACGAAUUUGAAAAGCCCCCAGAGAAAUGAGGAGUCAAGGAUUCCCUGAAAGUGACAAUAUUUUUUUUUUAAUUGCAGUGAGUUGCCUACUGAUAAAAUACUCUACUUACCUGCAGUAUGUGCUCCAUUUGGAAGAAUUACUAUUCCUAGACCCACUUGUUUCUUAAUUAUCAAUAAGUACUUUAAAUUUUAUCCAAACCUUUUUUUCCUCAUUCUACCUGAAAGUAUUACUUCUCUAAUAUUUUCACUUCUUCAAUACUUUGGUAAUACCAGUAUCAGUGGCAAAAUGGCAUUUAAUACUAGUUACUAUUUCUAUUCUAAUAUUUUAAUGCCAUUUGAUUAUAUUUAAUGCAUUUAAUUAUUAAUGCCAUUUAAGGAGCCUGUUUUGAUUGUAUACAUCUCUUUUCUAACAUCUCAGGUUACUCCUAAACACUUUUGGAUCUGAUUACCUUUUAUACCCAAAGUAGUUCUUAAUAGUAAAUUUCUAUCUACAUGGAACUCAAUCAAAGUCAAGAUUGAAUAACCAGAUUUCCUCCACCCCAAUACUAUAUAAUCAUUUUUUUGCUGAGACUAAAGUUCUAUAAGUAUACUUUAAAUCAUAAAAAAAUAGUGUAUGAUUGGUGUGCCCUGUGUAGAAUAUAGUUCAUUGGCAUUUCCUAUUUUUGUAAUUUCCUUAGUUAAGUACUUUUUAGCUAAUGUUUUAUAGUUUUGAGCAUAUUCAGUACCUCAUAUGAAAUUUGACUUCUUAGAGAAAUAUACUGAGUGAAGUUUCUGGGGG